Messenger RNA from Acanthamoeba castellanii str. Neff, 1089 nucleotides. RefSeq names its product 6-phosphofructokinase precursor family protein. Lineage: Eukaryota; Discosea; Longamoebia; Acanthamoebidae. Gene Ontology annotation, biological process: canonical glycolysis; fructose 1,6-bisphosphate metabolic process; fructose 6-phosphate metabolic process. The transcript has 7 exons. The record is from RefSeq and is a predicted model, not a curated record. Gene Ontology annotation, molecular function: identical protein binding; fructose-6-phosphate binding; monosaccharide binding. Gene Ontology annotation, cellular component: 6-phosphofructokinase complex. Bases 1 to 1089 code for a protein of 362 amino acids.
AUGGAAACCGCACAGAAGAAGAGGAUCGGCAUUUUGACGGGUGGCGGAGACUGUCCCGGCCUGAACGCUGUUAUCCGGGCAGCCUGCCUCACCUGCAUUUCGCACGACUACGAGCUUGUGGGCCUGCACGACGGCUUCGAGGGUCUCUAUGAGGAGGCCUACACUAUCCUGGACUCGCACAAGGUGGCCAACAUCUACGGCGAGGGCGGCACCAUCCUGGGCACGACCAACAUCGGUCACUACUGUCUCCCGCUGAGCGAAGACACCAUCAAGCGUACCGUGGAGACCUACAAUAAGCUCGGGCUCCAGUGCCUGAUCUGCAUCGGCGGCGAUGGCACGAUGUCCAUCGCCUACGUGCUGAGCCAGCACGGCGUGAACGUGGUCGGCGUGCCCAAGACCAUCGACAACGAUCUCAUGGCUACCGACGUCACCUUCGGGUUUGACUCUGCGGUGUCGGUGGUGACCGACGCGCUGGACCGAUUGCAAACGACCGCGGCGUCGCACCACCGCGUGAUGGUGGUCGAGGUCAUGGGCCGCAACGCCGGCUGGAUCGCGCUGGCCUCGGGCGUGGCCGGCGGCGCCAACGUGAUCCUGCUGCCCGAGAUCCGCUGGGAGUGGGAGUCGAUCUUCGCCACCCUCAAGGCCAGGGCCGCCGACAAGGGCAAGCGCUACUCUCUGGUGGUGGUGGCCGAGGGCUGCGUGCCCCCGGGCUCGGACUCGCAGAUUACGGCCGAUGACGAGGCCAAGAAGGCCGUCAGGCUGGGCGGCAUCGGCAAGUACGUGAGCGACCGUAUCGCCAAGGACAUCGGCAUGGACACCAGGUAUGUGAUCUUGGGUCACGUGCAGCGUGGCGGCAGCCCGACGUCCUACGAUCGUAUCCUGGCCACCAAGUACGGCUCCAUGGCCGCCAAGCUGGCCAUCGAGGGCACCUACGGCUACAUGGCCUCGCUCAAGGGCACCGAGGUCGUCAAGGUGCCCAUCACCGCCGAGAUGCGGGAGCAGCGCAAGGUCAACCCGAAGACGGACCAGAUGGUGUGGGCGGCCCGUAACGUCGGCACCGUAUUUGGCGAUGAGCACCACAGCUCGUAA